This is a messenger RNA of Microcebus murinus (gray mouse lemur), 4263 nucleotides long. NCBI's taxonomy places the organism in Eukaryota, Metazoa, Chordata, Mammalia, Primates, Cheirogaleidae. The record is from RefSeq and is a predicted model, not a curated record.
GAAAGAGUCGGAGUCAGAGAGUCAGCUUUUCGCCAGAGAGAGAGAGAGAAAGAUAGAGAGCCGGAGACGCUGGUGACGUCACGGUCGGCGUCUCCCCCAUCUUAGUUGUGGACAGAGAAGCGGCAACUUCGGAAGUGUGGCGGCGCCGUCUAAAUGCUGGGGCCGGGCGGCCGCGGGCUCUUGCUGGGGCUGGCCGUAGCGGCAGCAGCGGUGAUGGUAGCACGGCUGAUGGGCUGGUGGGGUCCCCGCGCUGGCUCUCGCCUUUUCGUACCUGAGGAGCUGGCCCGCUACCGCGGCGGCCCUGGAGACCCGGGCCUCUACUUGGCGCUGCUCGGCCGCGUCUACGAUGUGUCCUCCGGCCGGAGGCACUACGAGCCUGGGGCCCACUAUAGCGGCUUCGCAGGCCGAGAUGCAUCCAGAGCGUUUGUGACCGGGGACUACUCUGAAGCAGGCCUUGUGGAUGAUGUAUCUGACUUGUCAUUCUCUGAGAUGCUGACACUUCACAACUGGCUUUCGUUCUAUGAGAAGAAUUAUGUAUUUGUUGGGCAGGUGAUAGGAAGGUUCUAUGGAAAGGAUGGACUGCCUACCCCAGAACUGAAGCAGGUAGAAGCCACGAUCACCAAAGGCUUGGAGGCAAACAAACAGGAACUGAAGGAGAAGCAGAAGUUUCCACCGUGCAAUGCUGAGUGGAGUGCAACCAGGGGCAGCCGGUUCUGGUGCUCCCAAGAGAGUGGAGGUGUGAGCAGAGACUGGAUUGGUGUCCCCAGGAAGCUGUAUAAGCCAGGUGCCAAGGAGCCCCACUGCGUGUGCGUGAGAACAACUGGCCCCCCUAGUGACCACAUGCCGGACAGCCCCCCGCACAGAAAUCGAGGAGACUUGGACCACCCCAGCUUGGGGGAAUACACAGGCUGCCCACCUCUAGCCAUCACCUGCUCCUUCCCACUCUAAGCUGGCACCCUACGUGUUGAUAACACACAAAAAGGCCUGCCUAGAACUCGAGUAGGCCCUAGGAUGGCUCCUGGCAUGAAACAGGAGGGUCUAGAAGGACUCCGGCCAUGCUCUGCAAAUAUGGCUCACACCCCCUCACCAUGGGCUCGCCGUGCUGGUGACUGAGGGAGAGCUUGCAACCUGCCCAGUACUGGUCAGCCUGUUUUCACCACUAUUGUCCCGUAUCUACUUGCCGUCUUCCUUCAGAGCCCUCAGAAGGAAGACGGGCACAGCUAUGGCCAACUCAAAAUAACUGGAGAAACAAAGAAAAAGUCUCUGAGCUCCAGCAGCUGCCUUCCCAUGGACUGGAUCAGCUGCCAGCAUGGGCCCUGCCCGUAACUCCAACCCCAUCAGGGCAUCUGGAGCACGAGCAGAAAGGCGCUGCAUCGUUCCCUCACGACUCUUAGCAGAAACAAGCGGACACAUCCCCACAUUAGCAGCCUCAAUAUAACUGUUCUGGAGCUAAACUUGUGACCCCUGACUUUUAUGACCUUUCUGCUAUCAACUAUAGUCAAUGCUGGGCUGUGCACGUUCAUCUCUGGCUAUCGACUACAGUCUACGUUCGUACCGAAGUGGUUAAAGUCACAGAGCAAUGGAGCCGAGCCUAGAACUUGAGGUUCUUGACUCCCAAUUCAGUGCUAUUUUCACUCCUCUGUAUUUACAUGUCUCUGCCCUCCCUGGAGCAGGGACAGACAGAAAGGAGAGCUGAAAUUAGGAUCUUGUUUUGAGUUCCAGACAGCUCUUGAGCUCAGUUUCUGAGGCUUCUUUCUGUUAAUCAGAAAUAGCCCUCAGCUGCAGGCUAACUGGAGACUAGUCGUUGCCACUGCUCUGGCCCUCCUCUAGGAGCAAAAUAUUCAACAAAUAACUUCUAUGUGCCAAGCAUCAUGUUGGGGUGGGGAAUGGGUAGUGAGGCUCCUGAUCUCCAGGGGCUUACAGUAAGUACGGUGGAGGAAGCCCCUGGUUAGGGCACCCAGAGGCCCAUUCUUGGGGUAGCAAUGCAGGGAUAGUAUGAGGGCCAGGUCCAGUGAUGUUCAGACCCUUCCUAAAACCAAAAAGGAACAAAACAAGACACACUCAGUCAUUUCAGCCAGGUGUGGGCUCUGGUCAUGCGUAGAUCUCUGAUUGAUGCCAAGACCUCUGACCCUUUGUUCCAAAAGGAUCUCAGCUGCCUCGGGAGCCUGAGCCUUGCUCAGUAAGAAUUCAUUUCCUCCUCAAUGCUGGCCACCUACCUUUUGGUAAAGAGCGUCCCUCAUGUCAGGGCAAAGGAUUCAUUCAGCAAGAAUAGAUUGUCAGUGUAAUGGUCCAAAGGGCUCAGCCAUGAGAACCUGGUAAUUGCUGAAGAAAUGCCUCUCCGUUCCCUCUCCAGGAGAGGUGGCCCUGGGCAAAAGUGUGGAGGAGCAGGGCAGCUCUGCCUGAUAGAGGCCGCGAAAGUUCAGCACAGGCUAAGCAUGAGGUUAGACUUGCUGGCAAAGGGAAAUGGAGAAGAAAAUGCAAGGUGCUUUGUUCUCAUUUAAUCUCUAUGCUAACCGUGAGAAGUUCCCACUUUAUGGCCCAGAAAAGGGGCAUAAAUGUCCCCUCACCUCUUCAAAUAGUUACAGCACCCGUCAUGUGACAGAGCUGAGUUUUCUUACCCAGGUCUGAUCUCCCUGCCACACCAGCGAGCUCGGUGUUAAAGCACAGGCUGGGCAGCUGCCCUCCAGCAUAUUGAAGGAAAUCUCAACACCUGCCUUUUAAUUCUGGGAUUCCAGUUUUCUAGAAACACAGACUAGUGAAGAUCCUGGGGAUGGUUUGGUCACAGCUCAGCCACAACAUAACUGCACCACGAAGAGAGCUUUACCAGACUGCUGCCUGGUCUUGUGCGUGCUUUGCUCUGGAGCAAAGCUGUGCUCUGGAAGCUGGCCCGGGGGCAGGUUGCGACUGCCUGCUCAGAAGUCUGCAGGUGCUCCUCAGAGGACGACGACCCUGGGCAGAACCCCACCCUUCGGAGCACGUUCUAAUGACUCUUCCAAGUGGGUGGCAGACAUUGCUGCCAUCAGCCCUCAUCAGAGGGGCCCUGGGUGUGCACACCAGAAUCUGGGUGCUUGGGUGAGAGGAAGGACAUGUUACUGACUACUGAUUACCUUCCUCCAGGCAACCCUGUGAGCUAGGAAGGACAAUGUCACCCCUACUGUAUAGAUAGGGGAGACUAAGGCAUAGAAUUAUGAAACUUGCCCAGUAGUAACAGCCAAUGAAAAAGCAGAACAAAAACCCAGCGCUCUUCCCUGGCUGGUUAAAAACGUGAAAGUUAAUGUAAGCCUGGUUACUGUUUGUGCUACACAUAGCAUGACCAGUGCCAGAUUGGUUAACACUGCUCGCCUCAAGGGUGGCUACUGGGAUUACUUGGAAUUGUUGUGGAACCUCUUAACAGUACCCAUUGACUAUGAGAGAAAAGCCACCAGAGAAUAAACAAAAUGGAAGCCAGGUAAAGAGAGAAUGUUAUUUCAAGGAAGUGUGAGGGCCAAGUGAGCUGCUAGAUUUGUAUGAUUUGUACAGGGACUUUAUGGAUCAUUGGAUUUUAAUUUGUAAGACCCUAAACUUUCUCUAGUAUUACGUAAAGCCCACAGUGCCAGUCCUCUCUUCAUACUUCUGCCAGCAGGAAGCUCACGAGGGAUCCUCUUGAGUUGCUCCUGAAAAAUGGAGUCGGGAAGGGAAUUCCAGGCUCCUCUGGAGAACUUGAGUGGGGCCAGGUGACUGAGCUGGUGCAUCUGUGAUCACACAUGUUGCCAAGAGCACAGUAAGUUCAAGUAGCUACUCAGUUUGCCUAAAAUAGCCUACUUUUUGACUGCUGUCAACAGUGUAUUUCUGAAAAAUGUUGGAAUUCAAACUUUCCUAGAGGGUAGGCUGGAAACGAAAUUUAUUCACAUGUCAGGAGUUUUUUAACUUGUUUUUAAUGCUUAUUGGUACCUCUGCAUUAGAAGUAACUACAAAUGUCUUAUUAAAGUUUCCACUUUAAAUGCACAAUUUUACUUCAUUUUAUUAUAAGGAACUGUUACAGAAAAUGCAAAUAUCAGUAUUUGAAAAAUACAUUCCAUUACACGGACUCCAAAGAAACAAUGCUGAUAAGCGCCAUGGUCCUUUAUGAUGCCAUCAAACCCACACUGAGCACCACCCCAGUGGUUUGGAAGCCAAGGUGAUCAACCCAAAUGUGUGCCUGCAGUUUCUGCCCAGCUACUGCCCUUCCCUUGGUAACACAGAGGAAUGUCCUGGUAACAGCCAACUCACACAUCUGCCAAAAAA